UGACUGCGAAAUGCAAACGGAGCGCGAGAGAACAAAAUCUCGCGAGACUCGCGCAAGGUGAAGUGCUGGCGAAGGAGGUGGAGCCGCGUCAAGUCUCGCGAGACUUUGGGGAGAUUUUGAACGAACUUUUAAAUGGCGGCGAGCGGUGCUCGGCCGUGGCGUCUCCACGGCAACAGAGCUCCUCAACCCUGAAGCGUUCACAAAUAUAAACGUGUAAACACGUUCUUUAUCAUCACCACGGUUAACAAUUACAGAGUUUGUUCAGGUGGUAGAUACGGGACGUCUUAAAUCCUCGAGUAUGGCGGCGUCUGGCGCGGACGCGGUGAGUGAAUCUGUGGAGAGACUCAAGAAGAAAUACCUGGGCCAGGACAGAGGAAACAAUGUGAAACCCCCUGAACCACUGUGUGCUGAUAGCGUGACCCAGGGCACUCUCCAGGAGCCAGGGAUGUCGGCGAAGUGUGGCGGAAUAAGGCAUGAAGAGCGGGCAUUACAAGACCUCUAUUCCCUCAUAAAGAUGCAUACACGCCGGCUUGAUGGGGUUUCGGGCCACCGGUCGGCAGGUGGGGGGACCAGAGAGGCAACAAGUGGUGAAGGGGAGAGUGACGGGCAGCCAGCCCACAGCCGCAUCACACACGAUGCCUACACAGAGACUGACGUGACGCUGACAUCACAAUUGGUCAAGGCGAGACCUGGCUUCACGCACCCACCCGGCACGGACUCCCGUCUCACCUCGCCGAGCAGGGUGGAAUCCAGACGCAACCGCCGCAAAAGCCAGAGCUGGGGGAUUCGGCACACAAGGGCAAGGCGACCGGGACGGAGAGCAAUCCACGGCAACCCCUGCUCAGAGGACCCUGCUUGCUCAAGCCACGUGUCGUGGGAAUGUUCAGGAGACAUCGAUGAAGAUGAGUACGACGACGUUGAAGAUGACGCAGCCAGCGAUAGUGUUGACAAUGGUCUUGCUGAGAAUGGCGAGGACAAGAGAUGGGACAGUACCACGGAGUGGAAGAGGAAGGGGGCUGACUCUUCGCUGGGGGACCUGCGACAUGUCUAUGCAGAGCUUGAGGCCAUCCACAGCAAACUGCAGCGGGAGAGUGCGGCGCUGGCGGAAAGGGCGGUGAGGGCUGCUGAGCGUGAGGGCCGUCUGGCGGCACGUGAGGAGGAGGUGGCAGUGCGGCACGGUGGCGCGCUGAACAAGCUGCGUGAGGUGCAGGCACAGGUGCAGGGCACGCUGCAUGCUUUGCGACAGCAACACGCUGCUGAGGUGCAGGAGCUGAGCGAAGCACUGAGAGAGAAAUCCCGGGAGAAUAAGCGAAUAAAAGCCUCGUUUGACACACUGAAGGAUAUGAACGAUUCCCUAAAGAAGCAGAUGAGCGAGCUGACGGAGCAAAAUAAGCGGCUGGAGACCCAGGCACACCGCGUGCAGCAGCGGUUGGAAAACCUGCAGAGGAAGUUUGACUUCCAGCGUGCGCAAAAAGGACGGACUGUGCUCCUCACGCAGGCCCACAAUGGCCAGUUGCGGAGAGCGUUGGAAAAGCCAGACAAACAGCCGCCACCGCAGCCUCACAAGGUCAAGCAGGCAAGUGUGGGGCUGUGUGAGCUGCUGGGGCUGCUGCUGUUGUGGGUGCCGGACCUGCACCCCUCACCAGACCCGAACGUCGCUCUCUCGCUGGAGAAAUGCAGCAAGGCCCUGCCACUGGUGGUGGAGCAGCUCUCCUCCGUGCCAUCUGUGAGCAAGAGGCUGCAGCUGCCACUCGUCAAUUUUGUGCUCUGGGCUCUGGGCCGCAUGGAUGGGACCUCACAGCACACUACACUCACCGCGACGUGCCGGCGCCUGGGAGAGGAGCUGUUCAAGCCGGGCGGGAGCACGCGCGGAGCAGAAGGGUCGGCUGAGUCGUCGCCCGAGCCCAAGCCCCAUAUGGGGGGCAGCUUCUUUAGGAGCUCGGAGCCCGAGGUUCGACUGCUCUCCUCGCUCGUCAUCCUCCGCACCCUCUCGCAAGCGGACGUGUUGGCACAGGUGCUGGACAGCGUAUGCUCAGACCUGCAGAGUGAGCAGAGCAAGCGGCUUUUUGUGAGGCACGGCGGCGUGGCGGUGGUCACGGCGCUGCUGACGUCGCCCUGCAGAGGGCUCCUGGGCGACGCUGUGGGCGUCCUACUGCUUCUAGCGAUGAGCAUAGAUUCCGGCUGUGUGGAGGAGUUCCUGGCGGCGUGCAGCACAGAGGUGUGGUUCCGUUCGUGCUCUCAGCUGCUGCGCACGCCACAUCUUGACCCGCUAAUCCCAGAGAAGAUGAGUGUCAUCUUGCAGAAGCUCUCCAAGAUCAAGACUAACCGGCGUCUGUUCGAGGCAUGCUCCCUUCACAUCCAGCUGCAAGAGAUGCUGCGUACAGCCGAGCCACAUCAGGUGUUUCUGGCUGUCAACCUGCGCUCCACCCUGCACCAGCUAGAUGUAUUCCGGGGCACCUGCACCUGAGGGUCCCAUCACCUCACUGCUUGACGAAUGGGAUGGAGGGAUAGGAGUCCACCUGAUGGCGCCGUCUGCUUGAUCUGUAAGCACAUGGUGAGCUUACCAUUAAAAUGCACUCCCCUGGACAGCCAACCUCCACCUGAUCAGUUUGUACCAAGUCAGGCAUUUUUUUUCUAUUGCAGAAGUGCAGUACUGUAAUUUGCAUAGACUUGCCACAGCAUGCACUCUGUAUGUAGAACUUCUUUCGCACCGUACGUAGCCAAGCAUGCUAAGCGGAGGCUCCGAUGAUGUAGAGUGGAUGUUAAUUACUCUGUAACAUAAUUUAACGUGUCGGAGGCAGUCUAAAUCCCAAGUAUGGAAAUUACAUGCAUCCGAGUUAGGAAUUUUACUUGUUCUCCGCGUAUGUAUUUUUUUACAAUGAAGACAAUCUCCAACAUCUAUUUUUCCUAAAUAAAGGAUAUGCUAUAUCA
Messenger RNA from Petromyzon marinus (sea lamprey), 2931 nucleotides. It is a transcript of the gene CCDC138, whose product is annotated as coiled-coil domain containing 138. The record is from RefSeq and is a predicted model, not a curated record. NCBI's taxonomy places the organism in Eukaryota, Metazoa, Chordata, Hyperoartia, Petromyzontiformes, Petromyzontidae.